UGUUGCCCCUCGUUUCUUUAUUUUCUUAUUACAGAUUAUUCACCAAUCUAUAAUUAAACUUAAAUUUAAAUCUAAAUUUGGAUACUGUCUAAUCCCCACUUUAAAUUUCUAAAAAACACAAUCAAAGGGAGUAAAAAUUGUGUCUUUUCAAAGAAGAGGGACUGGUAACCUCACCUGGAAGGGGGUGGGGUGUCUGGGACCCCUAAAAUCGAGAAUAAAAGAAUGUUGUCUUGUUGGUUGGAUCCAGUUGAAUCUGUAGUCAUUGUUGAAAACAAUGUUUUUAUUAUGUUAUAUAAUAUUAAAUAUAUAUAAUGUAUAAAUAGAUAUAUUCUGACACAAUGUCAUCGUAUUUAUAUUGCAAUAUCAUUGUACUUUAAUCUAUAAUUUAUAUAAUGAACAUCCCACAUUCAUAUUCAAAAUUAGAUAAAAUGUUAAAUAUGUGAAUGAAAAUUGUUACAAUAAAUCGUUUAUACAAAGGAAACAAUAUGAGUGGUAUCUGCAGCCGGUAUUUAGUAACAAAGAAUGGUUUUCUACAUCAUGGGAAACAAGACUUUGUUGCAUCAACUUUUGCAUAUUACCCAUCUUCCAAACAAAAACGCAACCAUUCUAGUUCCGUGGAACCAGUCAAACUAGCAUAUGUUUCCUAUGAAUCAAUGAGUGGGAAAAGUAAUGCUCCAAAACAACCUGUUAUAGUAAUGCAUGGUCUCUUUGGUUCAAAAAAUAACUGGAAUUCAUUAUCAAAAGCAAUCCAUCAACAAACAUCUCGUAAGGUGAUCACUAUAGAUGCAAGGAACCAUGGAGAUUCUCCACAUUCUACAGAAAUGUCUUACAAGCAUAUGGCAAAAGAUAUAGUUCAACUAAUGAAUGAUUUAGGAUUUGAAAAAACUGUAUUAGUAGGACACAGUAUGGGAGGUUCCGCGGCGAUGUACGUAGCUUUAAAUUAUCCACAGUUAGUUGAAAAAUUAAUAGUAGUGGAUAUGUCGCCAGUGAGAACUAGUCCUCAGCUUAUGGAAAUGGAGAAAAUAUUUAGAGCGAUGAGUAAUGUAAAUCUAGAUGGAAUUACGACGCUUACGAAAGCUCGGAUUACAGCAAAGGAUCAACUUGCAGCUGCCAUUAAAUCUUUAAGUUUACGUCAGUUUUUAAUAAUGAAUUUAGUAGAAGCAGAUAUAGGAAAAUUCAAAUGGCGGGUUAAUUUACCUGUAUUAGAACAAAAUUUUGCGACACAAAUAGCCGUAUUUCCUCCUGUAGGAUCGAAAGUUUAUAAUGGGCCAACGUUGUUUAUAGGGGGCUCUAAUAGCGAUUAUAUCAAAGUAGAAGAUCAUGGCAAAAUAAGGCAAUUAUUCCCUUUAGCUGAAAUUUUGUAUAUAAAUGGCGCGGAUCAUUGGGUUCACGUAGACAAACCGACAGAAUUUUUAAAGAUCACUACUAACUUCAUUAAACGAUCAUAAUUUAUUGUUAUAUCGUAAAUGUAAAAAAAGUACACAGUGAUUUUUGUAAAUAUAUAUACAUAUAUAUUUGUGAAAUGUUUAACAGUACAUAUACAAAAUAAGAAAGAAAUAGCAAAAGAAAAUAUAACUAUACACAGUGUGAACAAAUUGUGUUUUCUGUGCUUAAAAACUUUAACACUUUUUUAGUCUUUUUUAUCUGUUGUCUCCAUGAAAAAUACAUGUUUCAUGCCUCCCAUUUAUAAGGCCAUAUUUUACUACUCAAAGUGUAAAACUUUUGUAAGAUAUUUCAUUGUUUAACACAGAAACGUUUAAUGAAAUAAGUAAAUGCAUUAAAAGCAUUGAAAAAAUUGUACGUGAUGCAAUUGUUGAAAUCAAACAUUAAUGUAAAUAUUUAAAGAAAUUGAAAAUAUAAGUUAAAAA
This is a messenger RNA of Osmia lignaria (orchard mason bee), 1868 nucleotides long. RefSeq names its product sn-1-specific diacylglycerol lipase ABHD11. NCBI's taxonomy places the organism in Eukaryota, Metazoa, Arthropoda, Insecta, Hymenoptera, Megachilidae. Gene Ontology annotation, cellular component: mitochondrion. Gene Ontology annotation, molecular function: carboxylic ester hydrolase activity. The record is from RefSeq and is a predicted model, not a curated record. Gene Ontology annotation, biological process: lipid metabolic process.